This is a messenger RNA of Oldenlandia corymbosa var. corymbosa, 1716 nucleotides long. Lineage: Eukaryota; Viridiplantae; Streptophyta; Magnoliopsida; Gentianales; Rubiaceae. The record is from the annotation of a GenBank genome assembly.
AUGAAGAGAAAACCCAGAGCUCCAAAGCCGAAGCCUUUCUUGGCGACUCUGUCGGCUAAAUCCGGGCCGACCCUGAUUAAGUACUUGGCCUCCUGCAACGCCUCGGUGAGAUCCCAAACCCUAAACCUAAUUCAAGAUUGGUUGUUGCAGUCGGAAGCUCAGGUCGCCGAGGAUGACAUGAUGAAGCUGUGGAAAGGCCUGUUUUAUUGCCUCUGGCAUGCGGAUAAGGCCCCUGCUCAAGGUUCACUCGUUGACCGACUCUCUUCCUUGCUUGUUUCCCUUGACCCUGUUAUUUCUUUGCAGUAUUUUAGUUUUUUCUUUGUUACUCUGCGGCGUGAGUGGACCGGCAUUGACCGUUUGAGAUUGGAUAAGUUUUACUUGCUUGUUAGGAGGUUUGUGAAUUGUUUUUUUGGUUUGAUGAGGAAACACAAAUGGGAUUUGGAGUAUAUGGGGAGAUUUUUUGAGGUGUUAGAGGACAAGGCGCUUUUGGCAAAUGAUAAUUUGCUGGGAAAUGGGGUGAAUUAUCAGGUCGUUUCAGUUUUUCUUGAUGAGUUAAAGGGUUUUAAGGUCCCAUUGAAUAGGAAAGAAGUGGUGGAGUGUUUGUUCAGGCCGUUCUUUAGGGUGAUGGAGAAAUCUUUGGAUAAGAUAUUGGUUGGUAAAGUGAAGAGUUUUGUGUUUGAUUCUUUGUUGGAUAAAGGAAAGACUUUGUUGAAGCAGAGGAAGAAUGGAGAUGAUGGUCAAGAAGGUGGGGAUGGGGAUUUGUUGCUGGGAAUUAUUGCUUUAAAGAUGGAGUUUUCAGGGAGGUUCUAUGAGCUGGGCUCAUCCCCUGAUAUUGUUCAGGGAAAUAGGAAGGUAGUUCUUGGUUUGCAUGAAGAUUUUUUGAAGCUUGAGAGGCAGUUAGAAGCAUCAGGGGUUGAUAUUGAGAUACCUGAUGUUAGUGAGAUUGAUGAGAUUGAUGGGGAAGAGGUGCCUCAGUUGAUUCCUUUACAUACUGAUGGUAAGAACGAAGUUGAUAUGGUGCACGAUGCUGAGGCUGUGAAUCAAGAGAAGGGAAAUGUGAAGAAGAAGAAGAAGGGUAAGAAAGCAGGGGUUGAACAAGGUAAGAAGAGGAAAAAGAAUAAGAAUGGAGUAAUUGAAAAUGGUAAUGUAGGUGGGUCGGCGAACUUUACUUUAGGUAGUGAUACUUAUUUGGAGAAUGGGAAUGCAGUCUCCUCAAAUGGUCAUGAGACGAGCAAUGGUGUAAAAGAUGAUGAAAAUAUGUUGGAUCUCAGUGAGUCAGUUAUGUCAAAUCUUCAGGCUGAAUUUGAGAAGGUAGCUGCAGCUGGUUCUGGUGAGGCAAGUGAUGACUUGCCUUUGCUUAAAAUGAAAAAGAAGAGAAAGAGGGCCAAUAAGCCGAAAGAUUUGGAGGUUAGCACACGGGAUGAGGAUGGACAAGAUACUGGUGCACAGAACUCAUCAAAAAGUGCAAAGAAAGUCAGGUUUGCUAUGAAGAAUAACUUGGUCUGGAAACCGCAUAGUCCAUUGCCACCCCAAGAUCUGCGGAUACCUCCGUCUGUUACUCCUAGGGGUAGUGCUCUGAAAAAAGGAGUUCCUCCUGGUCCCAUCAGAGAAAUGCCUCCUGCAACCAAGAAAAUGAAGAAGAAGAAGGGAAGAAAGAUAUUGAAGACGAUUUCACCUGCUGUGAAACGGUUGAGAAGGGUUAAACCUUUGCUUUGA